Messenger RNA from Papilio polytes (common Mormon), 2878 nucleotides. RefSeq lists its product as uncharacterized. The coding region runs from base 165 to 2729 and encodes 854 amino acids. Gene Ontology annotation, molecular function: monocarboxylic acid transmembrane transporter activity. The record is from RefSeq and is a predicted model, not a curated record. Gene Ontology annotation, biological process: transmembrane transport. The transcript has 12 exons. Lineage: Eukaryota; Metazoa; Arthropoda; Insecta; Lepidoptera; Papilionidae.
CUUGUCGCCGCUAUGGAACGCACGCGGAGUUUGCUGCGCGUCUCGUACGUGCCUCGCGAUCGUUGUUACUAAACUUUUUACAACUAUACGAUUAUCUUUGUUAUCGAGUGAUUAAUGAAACCAAACUGGAGUUUUAAAGAUGCUAGUAAUUACAAAACAAGACAAUGACACUGCGUCGCUGUGAUAGUUUGCCCGGCCGGCUAUUGGAGGUGCCUGUCGCACCUGAUUCUAAACCUGCCUCUCCACCCGAAGCAAAAAUCCCAGAUUCCAGCACAGUUCCCGAUUUUAAUGACCCACCGAAACUAGAAGAAGUUAUAGCGACAUGGAAAUCACUUUAUACAGAUGUUGAAAAAAUAACAAAUGGUUUAUCUCCAAAUAGUGAAUCAUGUAAUGGUAAAGCUAACAGGGAAACUGUUACUCUUAAUGUCGUUUCCGAAUCUGGGUCUAGUAAGAACGAGACGUAUAGAAAACUUGUUUUUGAUAAAGCCAAUGCUGGUAAUACAAAUGAUAAGAAUGCGAAGAACACUAUUCACGCUGAUGUGGCCCAAACAAAUCCAGUGUACGGUACGAGUAAAGCACGGAGAAAGACUUUAUUGGAACGCCUUCUCUCCUGGCGAACUCCGGAGUGCAACUGUCGCGAAAAGUUUACACCAAAGCGACCAACACCGAGACUGACGGCUGAAGAAUUGUUAUGUACUUGUGGUGUUUCUCGAGCUAAUUUCCAACAAAGACGGAAUAAAUACGGAGAAAGAGGUCGCUCUAAAAGCGUGGGCUACGAAGCGGCUCGUGAAGUGACUCAGUUUCGUCGGUGUGCUAGUGCGGGUGCUACAGUGGGAAUUGAAACAGCAGCGGCGCUUCGUGCGCGGGCUGCGUUGACGCUCGCUCGUCGCUACUACCCUGAAGGUGGUUGGGGUUGGACGAUCACGGUCGUCGGGACGUUGGUGCAGAUAAUCACACACGGAUUGCAACUCGGCGGAGGUCCGGGGGCCGUGGCCUGCACCGCCGCAGUCAAGUAUCGUGUCCCACCGCUUUAUAGCUACGGUUGCCUGGGGGCGCUGUCAGUGGGCGUGGCGCUGGCGUUAUCACCGGUAUCGGUGGCUCUGUGCGUGCGGAAAUCGACGCGUGUCACGGCCGUCGUGGGCGGCCUGGUCGCUGCCCUCGGUUGCCUCUUCACAUCCUUCGCGACGCAGUUCCACCAGCUGUUCUUCAGCUAUGGGACUGUGGUGGGCGUAGGCGUUGGUCUGACAAGGGACUGCUCGACGCUGAUGGUGGCUCAAUACUUCAAGCGGCGCCGGGAGCUCGUCGAAAUCUUCAUAGUAAGCGGCAGCGGCCUCGGCAUCGCCGUCAUGUCGACAUUCAUCAAAGGCGCUAUAAGAGCAAUAGGUUGGAGACUAGGACUGCAGGCAGUAACAGGAGUCGUGUUCGUCACUUUCAUCCUCGGCACGUUUUACCGGUCCGCAUCUCUAUACCAUCCUCAGCGUCGUGCUAUCUUGCAUCUUAAGAACCAGAAUAAAAUCAAAAGGAAAAUGAAAGACAAGAACAAAUCGGAUGAUCGCCAGCCCUUCUUCGACUUCUCUACGCUGAGAUCAAAAACUGUACGAAUCCUGCUUAUGUCUACUGGUAUAUCGGCGUUCGGGAUCAAUACUCCGAUAUUUUACUUAGCUUAUCAUGCUGAAGAAGAAGGGUUAGGUGAUACUGCAGGCUUAUUGCAAGCGUAUCUCGGGUUAGCAUGGGCGGUGGGGUGUGCGGCAUUCGGCCUGUUGGUACGUCAGAAGUCAGCUGAAUGCCGUAUAGCACGGCAAUAUCUAACGCAGGCAGCGGUGUUCGUAUGCGCACUGGCCACCAUGGCGCUCACCGCUGUCGAGGGUUCCUAUAGCGGAUACGUGAUGUUUGCUUGGGUCUAUGGUAUAUUUUGUGGAGGUUACCAUUACUCUCUGAAGAUGUAUACCUACGAGAGAGUACGAUCUCGGAACUUCGCCAGGACUUGGGGCUUUGUACAGUGUUCUCAAGCCGUGCCUAUUGCAAUAGGAGUGCCCUUGUCAGGGUACAUAAAUGUGGGCUGCGGCGGUAAAGCGGGCUAUUACUUCAGUUCGACAUGCUCGCUGCUCGGCUCGCUGUCUCUCUUCUGCAUCGACCUGCACCGUCGCAGCGUCGCGCACAAACACACCAAAGAAAAUGGCGGUACGGCUCCCUGUGAGUCAGCGUGCGGCCAGUCUCGCCGCAGUCGCAGCAGGGACCGGGAGCCGAGGACGGCCACCGGCGCCGCCACUGCUUUAGUUCUAGGAGCAGAAUUAGUAGCACCGGGCAGGGCUGGGCGAGACCUCCUACUGGACAGCAUCGGGCCAGGUAGCCUGGGCUCCCCGCCGGCUAAGCUGCCGCCGGAGCUCACCUGCAUCAGCGAGGAAGGAGGUCUCGACUUGGACCUAGAUCUAGACAUACCAGAACAUCUUCUGGAGGACCUAGAUUGCGGUGGUGAUUGUAUCACUAGUUGUAAUAAGGUGGAAAACUAUCUAAUGCUGAGUGAAUACGAGAACAAUUUGAUAGCGGAGUUACCAAAUUUGAACGAGCGACGAGGCCGGCGCUGGUCUAUCGUGGUCGGCAACUCUCCGCCGCCCGGCACCAACGACAACCAAUCCACGCCUGAGCAUAGAAACUCUAUCAAAUGGAAGAAAAAGUGCCAUAACUCGAACAACAGACUGAUCACAGUGAUAAACGAGGCGUCCUUAUAAACUUGUAGUGAAAUGACAGCGAGACAAUAAAUAGCAUAAAUUGGUUAAUGUACCUACGACCUAUUUAACCUCAUAAUUUAUUUGAUGUGUGUGAAUAAUAGCGACAAAUGUGUAAUGCUCUGUAUAAGUUAUUAAAUUAUUACUACGAU